Molecule: messenger RNA, 2735 nt
Organism: Elgaria multicarinata webbii
Lineage: Eukaryota; Metazoa; Chordata; Lepidosauria; Squamata; Anguidae
Gene: RXYLT1
Product: ribitol xylosyltransferase 1
Exons: 6
Coding region: 40-1347 (435 amino acids)
Biological process (GO): protein O-linked glycosylation via mannose
Cellular component (GO): Golgi apparatus
Molecular function (GO): ribitol beta-1,4-xylosyltransferase activity
Source: RefSeq, a predicted model, not a curated record
CGCCCAAGCAAGAUGGCGGCUCCCGCUGGGCCCUGAAGGAUGCGGCUGACGCGGAAGCGGCUCUGCUCCGCGCUGCUGGUCGCCUACUUGCUCUUCUCCCUCUACGCGGCUUACAACGUCUUCCUGAAGCCCCGUCGCCCUGCCGCCUCACGGGCGGGCCAGAGGGAGAAACACGGGCGAGGAGAACAUGCUGCUUUGAGAGCUGAAGAAUGGAAUCCUUGGGAAGUUGAUGAGAAAAAUGAUUUGCAGCAGAAGUCUGCAAGUAGCCUUCAGCUAUUGAAAAAUAUGAAAUUGCAACAAGAACAAACAGAUCUCAGGGUACAAAUAUGGGGGAAAGCUGCUAUUGGCCUUUACCUAUGGCAGCAUAUCUUUGAAGGUCUGCUUGAACCUGCAGACGUAUCAGCUCAGUGGAGAGAAGGAAGCAUAAAAGCAGGAAAAUCAUAUUUCAGCUUCAUCACAGGUCCAGCUGUAGUCCCCGGCUACUUCUCAGUCGAAGCCGACAACGUGGUUUUAGUGCUGAAUGGCCGAAAGAUCUCCUACGCCACUCAGUGGCUGCUUUAUGCACAAACUUUAGUACAAACUCACAAGCUGAAGCAUGUUGCUGUUGUGUUGCUUGGAAGUGAACAGUGCAGAAAUGAAUGGAUUUAUCCUUAUUUAAAAAACUAUGGAGGGUUUGUGGAACUUCUAUUCGUAAUUUAUGACACCCCCUUGGUGAAUGAAGAAAAUAUUUUCCAGUGGCCUUUGGGAGUAGCUACCUACAGAAAUUUUCCGGUAGUUGAACCAAGCUGGUCAAUGCUCCACACACCAAGGUUGUACCACUGUAAUUUCUUAGGAACUGUUUAUAAGAAUUCAACGAGAGAGACCCUAAUGGAAGUACUGAAGCAAAGCAGACUUGAUAAGCCCUGCUGGAUUUCAGCCAGAGAAGAGUGGUGGCCUCAAGAAACUAAUGAGAGCCUUCAAAACUAUCAGGAUGCAUUGCUGCAGAGUGAUCUCACUUUAUGCCCAUUGGGAGUAAAUACAGAAUGUUAUAGAAUUUAUGAGGCUUGCUCAUUUGGCUCUGUUCCUGUUGUAGAAGAUGUAAUGACACCAGGCAAUUGUGGAAAUUCAUCUGUGUACUCCAAUGCUCCACUGCAAUUACUAAAGACCAUGGGAGCUCCCUUCAUCUUUAUUAAAAACUGGAAAGAGCUUCCUGCUGUUUUAGAAAAAGAGCAAAGUAUGAGCCUGCAACAAAAGAUUCAAAGGAGGAAAGUGCUUAUGGAAUGGUAUCGGCACUUCAAAUCACAAAUGAAACAAAAAUUUAUUAGUACACUGGAAAAUUCAUUUUUACCUAAGGAUAGAGGAGGUUAAUCAUUACGCGUUAUAUGCACAAAUAGAUUAAAGUGUAAUUUCUUGUGGCUUUCCGGUACAACUUCAUGUACAUAAAAAGAUAUGAUUCCUUGGAAGUCAGAGCACCUUGUCGUGUUUAUUAUUUUUUCUAAACACAACUAUGUCCAUAUCUGAGAACGUCUCCAGUGUAAGGAUGCUGCAUGAGUGGCAGCUUCUGACUCCUCUCCCCAUCAUUGCCAUCACACACUCUCAAGUUUGAAAGAUUCUUUCAGGCUGCAGUUGUAUACACACUUGCCCAGGAGUAAACCCCACUGAACACAGUGGGACUUAAUUCUGAGUAGACAUGCAUAGGAUUACACUGGGAAAUACUACCUCUACAUAUGUUUUUGUUUUCUUCUUUGUUAAUCUCUCAAAUGUAAUAAUGUUUAGAUACUGGAUGGGGAGCAAACUUUUUUCCAGAUCUAACCAAACUAAUAAGAAAAACCAAUAGCCAAAAAUUCAGUUAAGAGCCCAUUUGAGAAAAGCAAGUUUCACCAAGGAAAUAUUGAAACGUCUGCUUUGAUUCUAGUCAAUGUUAUUUGGAUGCAUGUGGUGAAUGACGGAGAUGAUUGUUUGUCUGACUAGGGAUGUAUUUCAGAAUGUACUUUAUAGAAAUGUAAUUAGACGAGGACACUGAGGUUUUAGUUUGCUUUUUGGAGGAUGGAAUAAAAUAGGUUCAGUGAGCAGGAUAAAAUUAUCUGUGUUCAUCUUUUCCCAACAAAGAAAAUCAAUAAAGUUCUGUAAAUUGCUGCUGAGCAGGAAGUUUCUAUGUAUUCUUUUAGCAGUAAAGGAACUCUGUUCUUUCUGGAACCCAGAAGGUUUGGGUGGAGUCCAGGUGUGCUGUUCUUGUUGUGGAAUGACUUUUGAUCCAGCAGAUGCCACUAUUAAUGGAAGGGGGAGCGAUUUUCACUGAUUCCCUCUUCCCCCUACAACCCUCUGUCACAUUUAAUCCUGUUCUGGAGGGUACUCCAACCCUCUAGAAUAUAUUUUGGGGGUAAAUAUGGUAAAUAGCUACUCUAUUUUCAAGUAAAUGUGUCCUGAGUCAGUGUGUAAACAAGUUGCUUUAAUUUUAAUAGAGCAUACUUCUAAGUUAGUCACUUAUGAUAACUUGCCUUUGAAGAUGUUGGGUUUGUAUGUUUGUUCCUUAAUUUAUUCAGCUGAAUUCCAAAUACUGUGUGUUUGCUGAUUGUUCUUGAAAACUAAAUAUUUAAGAGAUGGUCUCAGAUCAAGCCCACAGCCAUAAACUCUGAAAUACAAGUCUGUGAACCUCCAAUGUACCUAAAUAAUUUAAUUGCUAUAUAUUUCAUGUAUUAUAUUUCAUGGACCUUAGGAACAUUUCACUGUAUCCUUUGGACCAAAUUAAAUGUUCA